Exserohilum turcica Et28A is the source of this 3435-nucleotide messenger RNA. RefSeq lists its product as uncharacterized. Gene Ontology annotation, cellular component: cytosol. The transcript is spliced from 3 exons. The coding region runs from base 1 to 3435 and encodes 1144 amino acids. The record is from RefSeq and is a predicted model, not a curated record. NCBI's taxonomy places the organism in Eukaryota, Fungi, Ascomycota, Dothideomycetes, Pleosporales, Pleosporaceae.
AUGACUUCGGACUCGAGCUUCUCCACGCACUCCGAUUCGCUGCCUCGUGCCCUUGAUCUUCCGUCGCCGUUUGCAGACGCAUCCAAAAACCCUGCCCACCUUGCCUUCGCGCCCAUAGCGCUGGCGCAAUACCACAACAUUGCGCAAGAGCUGGCCUCCAACAACCUCUAUCGCAUCUUGCGCGCACCAGGCCCCAUUCGUGUCUGGGUCUACCGCUCGCUGCUCGCCCAACAUCGGCUGUGGAAUGACUGGGACCGCCGCGCCACUGCCACUGCCACGCAUUCGAGAGACAAGAUGGGCGAGUCUGAGCGACCCUACAGUUCAAACGGCAGAGUGGCGAGGCCAUACCUCACGCGCCUCCGCCUCGCACUCGCACCGUAUACGGUCCACUUCCACAACCCAGGAUACAUCAGAGACGACACCCUGCGCAUGCUGGAGCGGGACGUUGUGAAGAAGACAUUGGAGGAGUCGCGCAAGAGCCUGGAGCUGCGCGAAGAACUCGGCCUUUCGUGCGAGUUCUGGGACGAGCUUGCAGGCGUGCUCAAGGCCGCCAUCCCCUCGCUCGAGCGGCGUUGCUUUGCCGCGCCAGACCCGGCGGCACCAGAAUACGAGGGCUUGUCGGGCCCGCUCAUAGCCAGCUACUCGCCGAGCCUGUUGCGGGACCUGGAGCGGUUGAAUCAGCUCGUGUGUAUUGCGCGCAAUGUGCUGGUGCACGGAGAGCGGGUGCAAAAUCUGAGUGCAGAUAGGCUGUUCGACAAGGACAUCUUCGCCCUCAUCAGCGUGUGCGUUCGUGUCACGGCGAGGGGCUAUGACGGCGAAGCGGGAACACAAGACGAGGACAAAUGGCAGGGUGUCAUCAAUGCCUAUAAGAAGCUCCUCAUUACCUGCCUGCAAUUCCUCAAUAACCUGAUUGCCAAGAAUGAACAGCGCAAGCUCAUGCUCUGGAUUGAGCUGUUCGACAGCCACCUAGACAACGAGCUGCCCAACUUCGCCGACAUGAAAUACAAAAUGGACGAGUUUCCACAGCAGGACCAGGGUCCGCCCCCGGAAGAGCAGCCUCACAGUCAUGCAGCGCGAAGCCUGGAUACCUUCAAGAUACCCCAGCAGCCGGCCUCGUCUCCCUUCCUGCUUUAUAUUGGCGAGACGGGAAACGACGCCAAGAAGGCGCUCAUACAACACGGUGUCAAGGCGGGUGCAAAUGAAAUCGCCGCCGAGUGCAGAAGGCGGUGGCAGACCAUGAGUGAAGAAGAGAAAAACAAAUGGAACAUGCUGUAUGCAGACGUUGUCGCUCGGUACCGGGACCAAAUCACGCAGUCCAGCACCUACCGCAAAGUCGUUGACCAGCAUGCCAAGAAUGAGGAGAGCGUGCAAGCACUCGCCAAAAGUAUCAACCAACUCCAAGUUGAGGUCGACCGAAUGCGCUCAUCCAUCACCGUGCUACCGGGGGACGAGUCCGGGCCACACCGACAAUCAUCGCCCUCUGAAGGGGAGACACAGUCCCCAAGACCAGCAACGGAUGACUCGUUACUAGAUCCCAGCAUCAAACGGUCUCCCCCGGCAGGUGAGAUCGAUUUCCGUGUGACAUACCCGCCAUCCUUCGGAGCAGAGAUUCUCCAAAAUGGAAAAGAAGAUUUGCUCAAGCGUCUGGAGCCAGACCCCGACCGACCAUCAGGGCUAAUCAGUGACGUAGCCUCUCCAACAUCUCCUCCACCCGAGGAAGACGAUGACAAUGAUGACGACUACGACGACAUCCCCGGGGAUGAGGGCCGAGGCUUGCUCACAGAUGUUCCGCUUAUUCUGGGUCCUACUGAAAUCGAGGUUCUGCCCAUGAUCAUCAUGGCUGGCAUUGUCGAGCCGCACGAGGGACAACCUGGCUAUCAUGCCGACCCGACUAUAUUUAGCAGUGUGAGGAGCAUGCAUGGUGUGCGGUGUCACCUGCUCCUGGCACAAGAUAAUGGACGAAAUCUGCUUCGUGAAUUGUUGAUCUUCGUCGCCGCUUGGGACCUUCGAGAGGAGGAACUCUAUUUCAAAUUCAUGGUGAAGAUUAUGGAAGCCAUACUCGCAAACCAGCUACUGCCGUUUGCUUACCAUGCCUUCCGAGAAUCAGAAUCCAAGGACAUUAUAUCGCCAGCCCAAGCUGUCAUCAUGAAGCUUCUCACCAAUAUCUUCCGCGCCAGACAAGUCCGCACUCAACCCAACAAGGGACAUGUCAAGUCGAAUCAUGCGCAGGUUGACCAGGGCGAUGUUCAUAUGGUGAAUUUUCUGCUUACCGAGUUUCGACGGCAUAUCAUCCCACAAACCUGUGCACUCAUUUUCCUGCAGGGCCAGAUUCGAGCCGGACAUGCGCAGCCUGAAGACUUUCCUCUCAAUCUCUGGGACAUGGAGCGCAUGUACGAGGGCGUGUACCAGUACCUAGAGUUUUUCGCUAUCCUCACAGAACACGAAACAUGGAAAAGGAUGCUGAGCAACUGGGAAAUCUCGCACGAACUAGUCACUCUUCUCAAAGAACUUGAUGCCGCGAUACCCAAGGGUCAGCUGUCACCGCCACCUCUGAGAAAUGCACAACAUGCACCACCAACCCCCACACCAGCAGAGGGGGACGCACCACCACCACCACCACCACCACAACAACAACAACAACAACAGCCGCCACAGCCACAACCAGUCGCGGUUGAGCGACCUUAUGACACAACAGCAGGAUCCUCCGAGUCCUAUGUUCCUCCGCCAACAUCACCAUCACCUCGGCCGUACAUGGAUGAAGCUGCAGACGAGCCGUCAGACUUUGAGUGGCGUAAUCUCAAGAAGCUCGCUAUCCUUGUGCUAAGCUCAUUAGUAUGGAAGAACAAACAUGUCCAAGACCAGGUUCGUCCUCUAGGCGGCAUCGAGGCAGUGUUGAAUUGCUGCUCGUACGACGAGCACAACCCGUAUAUCCGCGAGCACGCCAUCAUGUGUCUCCGCUUCCUCAUGGAAGGCAACAAGGAUAAUCAGGAACGCAUCCAUGUGCUGGAAAAAUUCAGCCAGAGAGCAAUGGCCAAAGCCAAGAAUGCCGCAAAUGCACCAGGCGACGCAGCAGACGAGAUCCUCGACAGCCCCGUCAACGUCCGUGUACCUGACGAAGUGCUCGAUCAACAAGGGUACGAAACCUACAUGGACAAACAAGGGCAGGUCAUGUUGCGGAAACGCCAGGCCCCACCUCCAGCCCAACAACCACUGACAUGUCGCUCAGAUCUAGGAGCCAAGGGUAAAGGAAAACUCGAUGCUGCUACGCUUGGCAGCAUGAGAGACCCCAAAGCACUCGAGGACUUGGUGCAGCAAGUCAUGCGCGACCUGCCGCGGGUGCAGGGCCUGAGGGGUGGGGAGGAGAGAGCAAUCGAGGUUGAAGAGGCGUUGAAGAAGCUGGAUAAGGGGUUUGAUGGCGGGAACUCGCAAGGCUGA